Electrophorus electricus (electric eel) is the source of this 3089-nucleotide messenger RNA. RefSeq names its product protocadherin-10. Gene Ontology annotation, biological process: homophilic cell-cell adhesion. Gene Ontology annotation, molecular function: calcium ion binding. Gene Ontology annotation, cellular component: plasma membrane. The record is from RefSeq and is a predicted model, not a curated record. Lineage: Eukaryota; Metazoa; Chordata; Actinopteri; Gymnotiformes; Gymnotidae.
GUCACUCUCUGCGAAUUAAAAAACUUUAAAAACUAUUUUAUCCGACAAUACCCUGGAUGUAUAACACAAUUAUGAAAUUUCGUUAGUACUUGCAGGGAAUACAGUUAUUGAAAGGCAGUUAUUAUUCGAGAAUUUUUGCUAACAUGGAGCUGUGGAUAUGGACGUGGCGGAUUUUCUUCCUAGCUUUGGUCCUCUCCCUGCUGGAUUCAGUGCUGCCGCAGCUGCGCUACACCGUCCACGAGGAACUGGAACACGGGGCUUUUGUCGGCAACAUAGCCGAGGACCUUGGUUUAGACGCCAACAAACUCUCUACCCGUAGGUUUCGCACUGUUUCGGCUUCAAAGAAACAAUAUUUAGAGGUGAAUUUAGAGAACGGCGUUUUAUUUGUGAAUGACAGAAUCGAUCGAGAGCAACUAUGUGAGCAAAGUCCAUAUUGUUCUUUCCAUCUCCAAGUUGUUAUCGAAAAUCCAUUGGAGUUGUAUAUAGUGGAGGUCGAAAUUUUGGAUGUGAACGACAACUCUCCAAGUUUUCCAUGGGGUGAAUUUAACCUGGAUAUUUCCGAGUCUGCGAUUCCCGGGUCACGUUUCUCACUUGAAAGUGCGCAGGACCUGGAUGUUGGUGAUAACUCUCUCCGCUCAUAUCUACUAAGCGUAAACGAACAUUUCGUCUUGGACAUACAAACUCGUAGCGAUGGUAGUAAGUUUGCGGAACUCAUUUUGGAGAGCCCCCUGGACAGAGAGCAGCAGAAGACCCAUCAAAUGGUUCUUACCGCGGUGGACGGAGGCUUGCCAGAGAGAUCCAGUACUACCCAGAUAAACAUAGUGGUUCUUGAUGCAAAUGACAACGCACCUGUUUUCGACCAGAACUUCUAUAAGGUGAGGCUUGUAGAGAACGUACCGGAAGGUACGGUGGUAAUAAAACUGAAUGCGUCAGAUCUGGAUGAAGGAUCAAACGGAGAGAUUGCAUACACUUUCAGUGGGCACGCUCCCAUGAAAGUGCGCGAACUAUUUACGGUUGAUUCACUUACCGGAGAGAUCAAGGUGAAAGGACUCGUGGAUUACGAAAAGGCAAGAAUGCAUGAAAUAUAUGUACAAGCGAAGGAUAAAGGACCGUCUGCAGUGGCAGUACACUGCAGAGUUCUAGUUAGUGUCGUAGACGUGAACGACAAUCUUCCGGAGGUAAUUCUCACCUCCGUUUCAACACCGGUCCGAGAGGAUGCACCCCCCGGCACAGUAAUAGCCGUCAUCAGCGUGAUGGAUCCGGAUUCGGGAGAAAACGGAAACGUGCACUGCGAAAUUCCACAUCAUGUACCAUUUCAGCUUUAUUCUCCGUUUAAGAACCACUACACUUUGGUUACAAACGAUUUUCUAGACAGAGAGACGGUAUCCGAAUAUAAUGUUACUAUCACAGCCAGGGACAUGGGCUCACCUCCACUUUUCACUAAAAAAUCUCUACUGGUACAGGUUUAUGAUAUUAAUGACAACGUUCCCUGGUUCAAGCAGCCGUCGUACACUGUUUACCUGACAGAGAAUAAUGCUCCAGGAGCAUCGGUUUUUACUGUUACGGCACAGGAUGCAGAUGUGGAUCAAAACUCUUAUUUGUCAUACUCUAUUUUGGAAAGUGUCAUACAAGCAAUGCCCGUGUCUACAUACAUGUCCAUCAACUCAGACAACGGCAACAUUUACGCCUUGCGUUCUUUCGACCACGAAGAGCUUAGAAGCUUUAACAUGGUGAUCCAGGCUGAGGACGCUGGCUUUCCAUCGUUGUGCGCAAAUGUGACCGUGAACGUCUUUAUUCUGGAUCAAAAUGACAAUGCACCAGUUAUUAUCUCUCCUUUAUCAGAGAAUGGGACAGUAGCGACUGAAGCUGUUCCUAGAUCUGCCGACGUUGGAUAUCUAGUGGCUCAGAUUACUGCCACGGAUGCAGACGAGGGCCAAAACUCGCGUCUCUUCUACCAGGUCAUGCAGGCUACAGAUCCCAGUCUGUUUAGUGUUGGUCUCUACACAGGAGAAAUCAGGACGAUUCGACGAAUGGUGGAGAAAGAUCCCACAAGGCACAGGCUGGUCAUUAUGCUCAAGGACAACGGUCAACCUCCCCUCUCAGCCACGACUUCCAUCAUCUUGUCAGUUGUUGACAGCGUGCCGAAGUCCGUGCCUGAUUUCGACGACCUCUCAUUAAGCCCCCAGUAUUGGGGGAACCUCACUCUGUAUUUAAUAGUGUCUCUGGGCGCUGUUGCAUUCACGUUUCUGGUGGCUAUAAUUGUUCUGGUUACAAUAAAAGGAUACAGGGACAGACAUUUUUUCCACGGGUGUAACUUGUCUGUUAGCUCCUGCUGCGGUUUCCGUUAUGAGGCGCCCACCACAGAAGCGUUUAAAAAUUCGAAUUUAAAUGUGCAUAUAUCCUCUGGAUCCAAAAGACCCACAAAUUUUGUUGAGAUGAAUGGCAAUACCCAAGUCACGCAGAAAUACUGCUAUAAAAUGUGCUUGACCCCAGCAUCAUCUAAAAGCGACUUCACGUUCCUAAAGCCGUGUAGCCCGGAAAUUACAACGACCAGAAAUAAUACUACGAGACCGGACAAUGGCUCAUUCACCUGGAGCUCAAGUAGCCGAGCUCUUGAUACAAAUUACGUUGGAGCUUCUCCGAGCGGGAUCAGACGAGCAAACAAAGAUUGGACACUGAUGAAGACUCAACGGAAAUAUGCACAUAAGAGGCCGGCCAGCACGGGAGAGACCCUGAAGGUCCUGUGCAGAGAGACAGUGGACAACGUGGACACCAGUAUCUACGAAGCAGUACCAGAGUACUGGACAUGGAGAAGCAAUGAUUCCAGUGACUCAACUCAGGUUGGUGUCUUUCCAUAUCUUUCUUGGACACCUUGGUAUGGCCAUCCGGAUACCAGCCACCUUUUGUCCGACUACCAACACAAUGUUCACAUUCCGGGAACACCGUCCACGCUCUGCAAACUACAGCUAGCGAACAAUGGGGACCUCGACGUCUACAACUCAUUCUCUACUUUUGGAAAGAAUAAAAAAUUUAUAUCGAAGUACGACCAGCAUGAUGACACCGUUACAACCAAUGACCUUUACAAAUGA